Pyricularia pennisetigena is the source of this 1137-nucleotide messenger RNA. RefSeq lists its product as uncharacterized. The transcript is spliced from 2 exons. Gene Ontology annotation, cellular component: membrane. NCBI's taxonomy places the organism in Eukaryota, Fungi, Ascomycota, Sordariomycetes, Magnaporthales, Pyriculariaceae. Gene Ontology annotation, molecular function: starch binding. The record is from RefSeq and is a predicted model, not a curated record. The coding region runs from base 1 to 1137 and encodes 378 amino acids.
AUGAAGUGGUCUGUCGUUCAAUCUCUUGCGCUGGCCUCGGGCGUCCAGGCCCAUGGCUACCUCUCACUACCCAUGAGCCGGACCGGGCUCAACGCUCAAGCUGGACCAGACACUUGUCCGGAGUGCACCAUCCUCGAGCCGGUCACGGCUUGGCCCACCCUCGACUCGGCCCAGGUCGGCCGCACAGGACCGUGCGGCUACAACGCCCGCGUCAGCGUCGACUACAACCAGCCCGGGCCCCGCUGGGGGACGGCCCCGGUGGCGACCUACAAGGGCGGCGACGUGGUCGACGUGCAGUGGUGCGUCGACAACAACGGCGACCACGGCGGCAUGUUCAGCUACCGCAUCUGCCAAGACCAGGCCCUCGUCGACAAGUUCUUGACGCCAGGCUACCUGCCCACCGAGGCUGAGAAGCAGGCUGCCGAAGACUGCUUCAGGGCCGGCACCCUGCCCUGCACCGACGUCAGCGGGCAGUCGUGCGGUUUCAGCCCGGACUGCAGUCCAGGCCAGGCCUGUUGGAGGAACGACUGGUUCACGUGCAAGGGGUUCCAGGACACAAAGUGCAGGGGUGUUGACAACGCUCCGUUAAACUCUUGCUACACCAGCAUCGCCGGCGGUUACACGGUCUCUUCGCGGAUCAAAAUCCCAAACUACGUUUCGAACCACACCCUGCUGUCCUUCAAAUGGAACUCGUUCCAGACGCCACAGAUCUACCUGACCUGCGCCGACAUCAAAAUAACAGGCCCGGACUCCCCGGCCAACCCGCCACCCACCACGACCAGCACGACGGCGAGCGCGCCACCCACGGGCUGCGCCACGCCGGCCGCGAGCGUGAGCGUCACCUUCCGGUCCAAGACGACCACGGUGGUCGGGCAGACGGUCAAGAUCGCCGGGUCCAUAGCGCAGCUGGGCGGCUGGGACGCGUCCAAGGCGCCGGCCCUGUCCGCCUCUCAGUACACGGCUUCCGACCCCCUGUGGACCACCACCAUCAGCCUGCCGGCCGGUGUGAGUUUCGAAUACAAAUUUAUCAGGGUCGAGAGCAGCGGUGCGGUCACGUACGAGUCGGGUGCCAACAGGGCCUACACGGUGCCGCGGGGCUGCGCGGGAACGGCGACGGUGGAUACGGCCUGGAAGUAG